CCAGAUGUUGCAGAGUGGAGGGAGAUGUGUGAGGGCUGUCGACUGACUUUUUAAAGCUAAUACUGUCGGUUUAAAAAGCUCUGCAUGAUCUAUGGUCACACUCACACAGUUAUCGUGUGAAAGCGAUUCAGUGAAGAAAAGAUGAGUAAAGAAGAAAAGGGCUGAGCGUUUUUUACUGAGCUCCAGGAAGUCUAAAACCGCUACGUCUGCAAAAAACAACAACCCGAAGAGGAAUAGUGGAUGGAUAGAAAAAAAAUCUACCCGGUUAACCUUUGAACCGUCUUCCUUUGUCCUCACAAGAAGUCACAAGACAAACUCCCGUAUAAUUUCACGAAUGACACUCCUAACGAAACUACACGUUCAGAGCAAAACAAGAGGGAAGACACACACACCAUGUCCUCUGUCUAUUUCAGUCCAGGGUCGGAUUCAGGUGUGAAUGGAAACGUUGCAAAGAUGGAGGAUGCUAAAGUGGAGAUUGACGAUGGAAAGGAUGAAACUGUGCUGCCAGACACAAUGUAUCACAAUAUCCGGAAGAAGAUCUCACCUUUUGUUAUGUCCUUUGGAUUUCGUAUAUUUGGAGUGGUGCUGAUUCUAGUGGACUUUGUGCUGGUGAUUGUGGACUUAUCCCUGCCAGCAAAGAGCCGAGAGGUUGGAGAUGCCUUAGAGGCCGUGUCCCUCUGCAUCUCCUUCUUUUUUCUCGCUGACGUCCUCCUGCGGGUCUAUGUGGAAGGGUUCAAAGUUUACUUCAGCUCCAAGCUGAACAUCAUAGACGCCUGUGUUGUGGUAAUCACGCUGGUGGUCACCAUGAUCUACACCUUCACUGACCUGUCAGGAGCCAGCCUCAUCCCCAGGGUGGUGUCGUUUUUCCGUUUCCUGAGAAUAAUCAUCCUGGUGAGGGUUUUCAGACUGGCAGCUCAGAGGAAAGAGCUGGAGAAGGUCACCAGGAGGAUGGUUUCUGAGAACAAGCGGCGAUAUCAGAAGGAUGGAUUUGACCUCGACCUUACCUAUGUCACCGACCGUGUCAUCGCCAUGUCUUUCCCCUCCUCCGGAAAGCAGUCAUUCUACAGAAACCCAAUCAAGGAGGUGGCAAGGUUCCUUGACACUAAACAUGAAGGCCACUAUAAAGUUUACAACCUGUGCAGUGAGAAAGGCUACGACCCCCAGUUCUUCCACUACAAGGUUGAGCGGGUGUUCAUUGAUGACCACAACGUCCCCUCUUUGGAGGACAUGCUGAAAUACACCGCAAAUGUGAGGGAGUGGAUGGCGGCCGAUCCCAAAAACAUCAUCGCUAUUCACUGUAAAGGAGGAAAAGGACGCACAGGUACUAUGGUGUGCACCUGGUUUAUUGACAGUGACCAGUUUGAGAGCGCACAGGACAGUCUGGAGUAUUUUGGUGAGAGGAGGACAGACAAGAGCCGGAGUUCCAAGUUUCAGGGAGUGGAGACUCCCUCUCAGAGCCGGUAUGUUGGGUACUACGAGAUCAUGAAGAACCAGUUCAACAGGCAGCUUCCCCCACCUAAAACCAUCAGGAUCAAGAGCAUCCGCAUCCACUCCAUAGCAGGUGUGGGUAAAGGUAAUGGCAGUGAUCUCAAGGUGAAGAUAAUUGUGAAGAAAGAACUGGUAUUUCAAUGUGUGUGUGCCAAACAGGACAACUGCACAGUGUUUCCUGAUGUGGGUAAUAAUGCAGUGGUCAUCAGCCUACAGAAUGGGCCUGUGGUUGAAGGGGAUGUGAAGGUCAUGUUUGAGUCCAGCGCUGGUCUUCCAAAAGGAUACGAAGAUGUUCCAUUUUACUUCUGGUUCAACACCUCCUUCGUAGAGGACAAGCUCUUUUUACCCAGAGAGGAGCUGGACAACCCACACAAGCCAAAGACUUGGGACCUGUACAAGGAGGACUUUGGAGUCACUAUGUUCUUCUCAGAACCAUAAUAAAAGCCCUGAACUAAGAUAAACAUGAUUCAAUUGCUUGUUACAGUUGUGCCUUUAGUGAUGUAUGGCGAGUAGAAAUUGUGGGAUUGAACACUAAGGUGAGAAAUGAAUGAGAGUCCAAUUAUAAAAUUGAAUCAAGGCAUAAAAAUACUUAUGUUCAAAUGUUUGAUCUUGAGGGCAGUGGAGUCAUCCUGAUUCAAGUCCUGUAUACUGCAGUGGUCCUCUAAUGAGUCAUGGCACUUAAGACUGAAAUUUAUAAUGAAGGGAUAUGUGAAUAAUUGCCAUUAAAUAUGUUGUCUUCCAGUAGAUCAGUUUAUAUGUAUUUGUGGCUGUUCUUGGUGUCCUAAAAUAGAAUUUGAAAAUUGGAGAUGAAAUAAAUACAAA
Centropristis striata (black sea bass) is the source of this 2310-nucleotide messenger RNA. It is a transcript of the gene tpte, whose product is annotated as transmembrane phosphatase with tensin homology. The transcript has 19 exons. The record is from RefSeq and is a predicted model, not a curated record. Gene Ontology annotation, biological process: transmembrane transport; monoatomic ion transport; protein dephosphorylation. The coding region runs from base 394 to 1926 and encodes 510 amino acids. NCBI's taxonomy places the organism in Eukaryota, Metazoa, Chordata, Actinopteri, Perciformes, Serranidae. Gene Ontology annotation, molecular function: monoatomic ion channel activity; protein tyrosine phosphatase activity; phosphatidylinositol-3,4,5-trisphosphate 3-phosphatase activity. Gene Ontology annotation, cellular component: membrane; cytosol.